This is a messenger RNA of Asparagus officinalis (garden asparagus), 1194 nucleotides long. RefSeq names its product fasciclin-like arabinogalactan protein 2. NCBI's taxonomy places the organism in Eukaryota, Viridiplantae, Streptophyta, Magnoliopsida, Asparagales, Asparagaceae. The record is from RefSeq and is a predicted model, not a curated record. Gene Ontology annotation, cellular component: plasma membrane.
CAUAUAUAUUUCCCCCUCUUCGCUGGGGGAAAAAAACCCAUCACUUUACUCACUCCCACUCUCUACGCCCAGCAUCGAGAUUCUCGUCCCGAGAUGCGCCCCCUCGUCCCCCUCGUCGUCCUCCUCCUCCUCUCCGCCGCCGUUCCCCUGUCCCGCGGGCACAACAUAACCCAAAUCCUGUCCCACCACCCAGACUUCUCGACCUUCAACCACUACCUCACCGCCAACCUCGCCGGCGAAAUCAACCGCCGCAGACCAUCACCGUCCUCGCCCUCAAACAACGCCGCCAUGUCCUCCGUCCUCUCCAAGCACCUCCCCCUCCAAACCCUAAAGAACCUCCUCUCCCUCCACGUCGUCGUCGACUACUUCGGCGCCAAGAAGCUCCACCAGAUCACCGGCGCACACGCUCUGGUCUCCACCGUGUUCCAGUCUCCGGCCAGGCUCAGGCAUGGCGGGGUUUGUUAACGUCAGCGCGCGGACCACCGCGGCGGACACGUGUCGUUCUCUGCCGACGGGUCCGAGGUCAGCUCGGCGUACGUGAAGAGCAUCAGGGAGAUCCCUUAUAACAUUUCCGUCGUUGAGAUCAGCAAGCCGCUGGUUUCUGAUGCCGCCGAGGCGCCUACUCCGUCGCCGGCUGACAUCGAUUUUAUCGACAUCAUGUCGAAAAAAGGAUGCAAAACAUUCGCCGAUCUCCUCACCGCCGAAAACGUCACCGAGACACUCAAGGACAAGGUUGACACCGGCCUGACAAUAUUCUGCCCAAUCGACCAAGCAAUGGAAGCGUUCAUGCCCAAAUUCAACAACCUAUCCGCCGAUCGCCAGACCUCCAUCCUCCUCUACCACGCGAUCGCCGAAUACAAAUCUAUGGAGAUGCUCAAAUCCGACACCGACGUAAUGCACACCCUCGCCACAGAAGGCAAAUCUCACAGCUACAACUUCACCGUCGAAAGUGCAGGCGAGGUUGUAACUUUAAAGACAAAGGUGACGACAGCGAGGGUCACGGGGACGCUUGUGGACGAGGACCCGCUGGCGGUAUAUACGAUUGACGAGGUGUUGGAGCCGAGGGAGUUGUUUAAGCCUGAGAAGACGAAGGCAAAGGAGAGAGUCCAGAGAAGGCGGGGAGAGGCGGGGAAGAGUAAGAAGAGGCAGGCGUGCACUGCCUUUGCCUUCAGCGCCGACGCCAGCGGGUCCUGA